Molecule: messenger RNA, 3459 nt
Organism: Lampris incognitus (smalleye Pacific opah)
Lineage: Eukaryota; Metazoa; Chordata; Actinopteri; Lampriformes; Lampridae
Product: ectonucleoside triphosphate diphosphohydrolase 7-like
Exons: 15
Coding region: 449-2266 (605 amino acids)
Biological process (GO): nucleoside diphosphate catabolic process
Cellular component (GO): membrane
Molecular function (GO): nucleoside diphosphate phosphatase activity
Source: RefSeq, a predicted model, not a curated record
AUUUUAAUUUCCUGUUAUAAGCUGUUGCCACAGUAUAUGCCUUGAGCUCUUAUUUUGAAGGCUGAAGAGAGAGCGGAAGUGCUGUACGCAGUGUUGUUGCUGUGGAGUUCUGUUGGGGGAAGAAUCCAAAUAAAGUGGUCCUCGUGUGAAAGUGGAACCUCCGUAUUUGUUAUUUUAUAGUUUCAUACAGUAUAGGCGACAUCUACAAACCCUCGGUUACACUGUCAACUUUUACUUAAUAAGACGUUUCAACGCUUUCUGCCCCGAAAAGGAUUUUAACGACCUUUACAACUGGGAUGGCGGGAGGAGGGCACCUUUAGACGACGUUUAUAUAUAUAUAUAUAUAUAUAUAUAAAUGAAAAAAUCAUUAUCUCGGGAAAGGAACGUAAGCAGGGGUCCUGCACCAUGAGGUGACAUUUGUGCUGUCUGUAUUCUGAACUUGGGACACAUGGCAAGGAUCAGUUUGUCCUGUUUGCCGACCUCUUGGUACUGCAGCGUGUCCCUGUUGUCUCUUGGCUGCUCCCCCAGGCAGAGGCUUCUCCUACUGCUGUUGUUAACCUGCUCGGCCCUCCUCCUGACAGGCCUCUACCAGAACCAGCCCUGGGGCCUGCAGCACCGCUCGGGGGGACGAGUCAACAAGUACCUCUCCAUAGCGGAGUCCAUGGAGGCUACGAACAUUCUCAACCCCACUUUGAACUAUGGGAUUGUGGUGGACUGCGGCAGCAGCGGCUCACGAGUGUUCGUCUACUACUGGCCACCUCACAACGGAAACCCCCACACGCUGCUGGACAUCAGACAGAUGAGGGACCAUGACCGCAAACCAGUGGUGAAAAAGAUAAAACCAGGUAUCUCCACCCUGGCCCAAACACCAGCCCAGGUCAGUGACUACCUAAACCCUCUGUUGAGCUUUGCUGCAGCACACGUCCCCAAGGCCAAACACAAGGAGACACCUCUCUACAUCCUCUGUACAGCAGGCAUGAGGCUGCUGUCGGAAAGCCAGCAGGCUGCUAUCCUUGAAGACCUGGUCACCAAUGUUCCCCUGGAAUUUGACUUCCUCUUCUCCCACUCACAUGCUGAGGUCAUCUCUGGCAAACAAGAAGGAGUGUAUGCAUGGAUUGGCAUUAACUUUGUGCUGGGGCGCUUUGACCAUGCAGACGAGGGGGAGGACGCUGUGGUUGAAGUUACUACAGGAUCGCAGAACAAGAGGCCGAUCAGCCGGCGGCGCACGGUGGGCAUCAUGGAUAUGGGUGGUGCUUCGCUGCAGAUAGCUUAUGAGGUGCCCAGCGCAGUCACCUUCAGCUCACCACAACAGGAGGAGGCGGGGAAGAGUCUGCUGGCGGAGUUUAACCUGGGCUGUGAUGUGGAACAUACAGAGCACGUCUACCGCGUCUAUGUCACCACUUUCCUAGGCUUUGGAGGAAACAUGGCCCGGCAGCGCUACGAAGACCAGCUGGUCAACAGCACGCUGACCAGCAACAGCUUGCUCGGCGACAAGACUGGUGUGAGUGAGGACAAGCCUUAUCUGGACCCAUGCCUUCCCUCAGGCCUUUCGGACACAGUGAUGCGAGACGGCUGGACCUUGUACCUGAAAGGCCUGGGGGACUGGGGACGAUGCCAGGAGGUAGUCCGCCCCUUCCUCAACCUUCACAAUGGAACUAUGUCGCCAAGGGGCAUCUACCAGGCUCCCAUCGACUUCAGCAACAGUGAAUUUUAUGGUUUCUCUGAGUUCUACUAUUGUAUGGAAGAUGUGCUGAGGAUAGGAGGGCAAUACAACAGCCACAAGUACUCUCGCACUGCCACGGAGUACUGCGCCACCAAGUGGUCAAAGCUGAAACAGCGUCUGGAUAAUAAGCUCUUCUCUCAGCAGGCUGACGUCAACAGACUCAAGUACCAGUGUUUCAAGUCAGCCUGGAUGUAUGAGGUGUUGCACUCAGGCUUCCGUUUCCCCAGGGACUACCCCAGCCUGAGGACGGCCCAGCUGGUCUAUGACAAGGAGGUCCAGUGGACCCUGGGGGCCAUCCUCUUCAAGACUCGGUUCCUGCCACUCAGGGACCUACAGCAGGAAGCCUUUCGCCAAAGCCACCCAGGCUGGCUGCGCUCCUCCUUUGUCUACAACCACCACCUGUUCUCCCUCUGCAUCCUGGUGGUGCUGCUGGCCAUCCUGCUCUAUAUCCUGCGCCUGCGGAGGAUCCAUCAGAGGGAGCAGCGCCAGGUGGAGACCCUGGACCUCCUCUGGGCUGAGGAGGGAGAGGCCCUCAUCCCCUGAGAGGGCCUCUUUGCUUUGGGCCACCAACGACAUCCAUGAUAGGAUGGCAUAAAACCUGAUGAGUCCCGAUGACACUCCCCCCCACACCCAAUGCCUUCACCACCCUUUUCACCCCGUGACACCUAAACUUGUUUCUGUACAGUGCCACGCUUUAGUUAAAUUGCAGCAGUGGUGGUGGGGUUUGAGUAAAAAGCCUUUAAGUCUUCGUUGCCGAGUUGGAAGAGGGCUUCAGGUGCUGAUGUCAUUAGCAAGGAGGAAUUUAUGUGGGAAUUAUGGGCUUAGUGAAGACUUUGUAGACUGCUUAACAACCAUUCAUGAAGAGCUGCAGGAUUUAUGCAAAGAAAAAAAAAGUCUGUACUGGAUCUUUUCCAGGAGCAAUAUGCAAAUAACAGAUUGAGACAUAGGAGAUGACUCUGUCAGGAUUUGCAUCUUUUCCAAGGAUAAUUGGAAAAACAUUAAAAGCCUGCCUUUCAGAGAGGGAAGCUGUUUUUGGUCAACAGGCCCACUGUCUGGUAAACCCUGAAAUUCGCCAGCCAAGCCCCUUUUAACAGUUUUUAAACAAGACAACCGGGUUUUUACAGAAGAAAAAAGUGCUUCAAAAUGAUCAUUAAUCACCUGCCAAAGUUUCCCGGUCGAGCAGGUAGCUGAUUCAUACUCAGCCGUUAUUUCCACCCUGGUCCCUCAUGCUUCAGAGUUCAUUACUAGUGCACUCACAUUCCUUUACCUCGAGUCCUUUUUGGUACCACAUCCAAACCUGACGCUCAUAGAAACACUGUGACUGACUAUUCCUCUACACAAGGAGACACGGUGACAAUGUUCCCCACUGUUAUGUUAUUGAUUCAGGGAAUUGCAUCCUUCCUUUCAAACAAAGGACGCCGGUCUGAAGAAGCCAUUGUUCUAUAGGCAAAGGAUUUCACCUUCCGGCUAAAUUUAAAACAAAAACCAAAAUACACAUUGAAUUCUCCGGUCUUCCCAUUCGUCUCAUCAAAAACAAUGACGAAGAAACAGACCACCGAAGGGCCGUCGUCGUUUCAGGGCUUGCGGUUUACUUCCGGUUCCAUUUUUUCCACUUAUGGCGAAAAUAAAUACAGUUUCUGGUUACCGUUUACAAAUCGUUUCUUCCUUUACAUAUGUGAAAACAGUACAUUAGAAAUACCACAGGAAGAAUCCCUCAUACGUUUCAUUAUCACAUU